Messenger RNA from Coccidioides immitis RS, 2370 nucleotides. RefSeq lists its product as uncharacterized. NCBI's taxonomy places the organism in Eukaryota, Fungi, Ascomycota, Eurotiomycetes, Onygenales, Onygenaceae. The transcript has 4 exons. The coding region runs from base 1 to 2370 and encodes 789 amino acids. The record is from RefSeq and is a predicted model, not a curated record.
AUGGCGAGUGAACGGGAAUCUGGGACAAAUGAUUUUGUUCCCGUAUCAUACAGUGCGGGCUUUAUCGUCCUCUCAUAUCUUGUUAGCCUAGCUGGAUGUGCAACCUGUUUAGAAUUGCUUCAUCGGCGGACGUCUCGAUUCGGCCUAUAUAAUUGGUAUCUUCUAAUUAGUGCGGCAGUGUGUAUGGGGGGUAUUGGAAUCUGGUGUAUGCACUUCAUCGGAAACCGGGCAACCAUCCUUCACCAUGGCACCGAUCACCAAAUCUCUUAUAGCUCCGCCUUCACCGCAGUGUCAUUCCUCUUACCGAUUGUCGUUCUUAUGAUCGCAUUUUACUUCAUUGGAAUAAGCGAGAACACAGAAAUAUAUUAUAUCGUUCUCACGGGAAUUUUAACCGGUGCUGCUGUUUGUGGUAUGCAUUAUGUCGGCCAACUGGGAAUAGCGAAUUAUUACUGCAGUUACAAGCUUGCCAAUAUUAUCGGUGCGGCAAUCAUUGCAAUUUCUGCAAGUAUUACUGCCCUGGGGGUGUUUUUCCGAUUGCGUGCUUCUUGGACAAACAGCUGGUGGAAGCGACUGCUCUGCGCUUCCAUUCUAGCUGUCGCAGUAUCGGGGAUGCACUGGACGGCAUCGGUGGGCACUUCAUAUCGAGUUAAAAGGAUAUUCCUGAACAACGGAGGCCAGCUAUCGUCCAGCCAGACUGUGAUUGUCUGCACUACACUAUCUUGCGCAGCAUGCGCGUUUCUUAUAUUCCUUGCGAUUUUCACCAAGCGACAAUACAACCGUUCGGCCCAUCGCGUUGGACAGCUAGUGUUGGCAUCCGCAUUUUUUGAUCCCUCAGGUGGAGUUAUGGUCUCACCAGAAGGCCUCCUACCGACCCAAAAGAUCACGAAUCAAUAUAUUGAUAGGACUUUUGCCGACGAGGAAUUCGGUAGAACCCACCCGGCAUUUAUUUGGGCAUUCCGUGCGAGUCACAACUGGUCCAUCUUUAGGAAACUCAUUCCUGGAAUGAAGUAUCAUCUUCUCUCUGACACAGCCACGAAGCGGUUUUAUCCCGGCAAUAGUACGGAGGCGUAUGGUGGUGUUGAUGUGGACAUGAAUUUCGAAUCCGUUUUCAAAGAACUUUUCUGCGUGGCAGCUCAAGAGCUUGCGGACAAGCUCCACCAGCCUCUCGAUAAGAUGGGGGUGUUGUAUGAUGAUGUGAUGAUCACAGGGACUCAGCCCGGGAAAUUGAAGCUUGAUUCAGAAACCGAUCCUGAGUCGCUAUGCCCGCCUCAGAGGGUUCUAGGGAAAGGCCAAUUUUUGUUCGCUGUGCGUCAUCUGAAUAGAGAAGAAGCUGUGCAACUUUCUGCGGGUGGAUGGCGGUUCGCUGCUGGGCCACAGAUAGCUCCAAUGAUAGCACGGGCUAUGCAAAUACCUCCCGAUGAGAUGCUGAUAAACUUGGAGAAUCUACGAAGCUACGGUUCCACGCAGGAGAUGAUGGAACCCGGUGUUUAUUUGAUCUGUUUCUCUCUUUAUCCUUCGGUCAAAAAAGGGUUUGAUGUCCUUGCGCGCAAAGAUGCACCGAAUCUUCUUCCUCAUGUGCGGUUACCGAUCACAUCCAUCUCACAAUGGCAGCUUGAUAUUUUAUCUCGAAUGGAUGAAUGGCCAUUGAAUCUUUGCCUAAAGUGGCUCAAACAACAUGGCGACAGGCCUACUAAGCCUGAAAUGCAAUUGUUUUGCCAGCAGAUGUACAAUGCAACAUCUGACCUUGCGGACUUAACUGAGAGCUCUGCUUUUGGGAUGGCUAAAUUUUCUGCUCGAAAGAUCAUGAUUCCCUGCCGCUUACCCGGGCAGCCUGGAGGGUCAGGCAAAUGCACUGCCUUUUCGUUCCGUUUCAUUACUGGUUUACAGUCCAGCAUUCCCCCUCAUCCCCUUUGUCUUACCCCUCUCAGUCUCUUCACUGCCCAACAGCAGGUGUACCCGGGCAUUGUGGACAACGCCAAUUUCCAACAAUCCGUUCUCGAAGAAUUCGGCCAUUGUGCGGCACACCCAACCCCCAAAAAAGGAUCCCAAGCGUCGUCUUUGGUCGGUUCAUCCACCCAAAAUUCCCACGGCAUACGGCCAAGCCGAAAGAGCGACCUUUCUAAAGCCACCAUUUCCGAAAUCGACGAUGGUCAAUCGAACAAGAAACCUCCUUGGGGAGGUAUCAUGGUCAGCAAUCAAGUAACCGUGGAUGUCACGGAACGUCCAGCAUCUUUCUGUAGCACUGGUGGUUUUGAGAUGCAGGACCUCGGUGUCAUGGCUGAAGCCAGCUACGCUGGCGCGUACGAGACGUUCGUGGACGAACUCUGCGCCAUAUGUCGAGAGACAGCCGACGUUCAGUGGGAUCUCUAA